Messenger RNA from Tripterygium wilfordii, 1941 nucleotides. RefSeq names its product protein PIN-LIKES 3-like. The transcript is spliced from 11 exons. The coding region runs from base 300 to 1535 and encodes 411 amino acids. Gene Ontology annotation, cellular component: membrane. The record is from RefSeq and is a predicted model, not a curated record. Gene Ontology annotation, biological process: endoplasmic reticulum to cytosol auxin transport. NCBI's taxonomy places the organism in Eukaryota, Viridiplantae, Streptophyta, Magnoliopsida, Celastrales, Celastraceae.
ACUAAUGAUUACGCCUGUCUUCCUUCAAAAAAAAGAAAAGAUUACGCCUUUCUGGUCCGGGUUUAUUUAUUUUUCAUGGGGAGAUAAACAUCACCAUUUUUCUUUUAGCUAGCUGUCUAGAAAAUGUUGUUGGAGUUCCUGUGAUGUGGUAUUUUGCAAGAAUCCAUUGAGAGAUAGAAAGCAAGGCAAAGAGGAAGAGGGAAGCCCAGAUAUAUUUUGAGGACCAUGAAAAUACGGUAUCUUCAAGCGUUUUAAUGGUGAAAGAUCCCUCUUUUUGGAUGUGUGAAUGUAUUUAGAGCAUGGGACUUUUAGAGCUCUUCGUUGCUGCAUCAAUCCCGGUCUUGAAAGUGCUUUUGAUUACCGGACUCGGCACGUAUCUUGCUCUGGACCGUGUCAGUAUAUUGGGAGAUGAAGCCAGAAAACAUGUUAAUAAUCUUGUCUUUUACAUAUAUAAUCCAGCAUUGGUGGCCAGCAACCUUGCCAAAACAAUUACAUACGACAGUAUGAUCAAGUUGUGGUUCAUGCCCUUCAAUAUCCUUAUCACGUUUAUCAUAGGCUCCAUACUUGGAUGGAUAGUGAUAUUGUUCACGCGACCUCCCCUACACCUGCGAGGUCUCAUAGUGGGUUGCUGUGCUGCAGGAAAUAUGGGGAACAUGCUCUUUAUAAUAAUCCCAGCAAUUUGUAAAGAGAAAGGAAGUCCAUUUGGAUCUCCCGAUGCAUGUCAUUCUUAUGGAAUGGCCUAUUCUUCACUUUCAAUGGCGAUUGGAGCCAUUUAUUUGUGGUCAUAUGUCUACAACAUUGUACGGAUGUCUUCAAUUAGGAGCAUUGUAGAACCUAAGACAAACAACUCCUCCAAUGGUAAGUCUUUCAGGGGAACCUCUACAUCAGAACUGGAGAGUUGUACGGAACCACUACUUCCUUCUGAACAUGUACAUCAGUGCAUACUGCCCUGCACUAGAUCAGAUGCAAAAGCUGAGGUGUCAGUUUCAAACAAAAUAAAGCAGCAACUGAGGAUGGUUUUCGAAAACAUCAACUGGAAGUUACUGUUUGCUCCUUCAACCAUUGGAGUGAUUGUUGGAUUUGCUGUUGGACUCAUCCCUCAGAUUCGUAAGCUGAUGGUUGGUGAUGCCGCUCCUUUGCGUGUCAUUCAAAACUCGACUUCCUUGUUGGGAGAUGGAGCCAUUCCAACAACCACCCUGAUAGUGGGCGGAAACCUUCUUAAAGGUCUAAGAGGGCCAGGAAUUCAGAAGUCUCUUAUAAUCAGCAUUGUAGCUGCUCGUUACAUUGCUUUGCCUCUCAUUGGCAUCUUAGUUGUUAAAGGGGCACUUCAUCUUGGUUUGUUGCAGGCCGAUCCUUUGUAUCAAUUUAUUCUUCUGCUUCAGUUUGCAGUUCCACCUGCCAUGAAUAUAGGAACCAUGACACAAUUGUUUGGAGCAGGAGAGAGUGAAUGUUCUGUUAUUAUGCUGUGGACUUACGCCUUGGCUUCAAUCUCCUUAACUCUGUGGUCAACCUUCUUCAUGUGGCUGGUGGCUUGAACUAGUCAGGCAGGGCACGUAGUCAAUUCAGCGAACGAUACAGUAUGCAACAAAUGAAGAAGGAUAUGGAUUCAGAAAAGUCGACUUAGCUGCAGAUGAUUUCGUUCCUGUUUUGGCCCCUUCCAACUUUUUGAAAUUUGAUAGGGUUGUAGAGAGCAUUAGAAAUGCAUUACGCCAUUAGGGAUAUAAUGCUCGAGGAUGAACAAAUCAGCCUUGAGGAUACAACAUUAGGAGAAAAAUAAGGGAUUAUCAAGAUUUUGGUACCAUUUUUUGCAAUAUAUAUAGGUGUCCCUGGUUUGUUUACGGUCCCCGUCUAUAGAGGCAACAAAAAUGUAUUGGCAGGUGUCCAUGGUCAAAUUCAAUUUCAAACAGUUUAUCAAUUCAUACCCUUCAUGUUUUAGUGCCU